Messenger RNA from Myxocyprinus asiaticus (Chinese sucker), 3968 nucleotides. RefSeq names its product ankyrin repeat and SOCS box protein 13-like. The coding region runs from base 2453 to 3337 and encodes 294 amino acids. Gene Ontology annotation, molecular function: protein binding. The record is from RefSeq and is a predicted model, not a curated record. The transcript is spliced from 6 exons. Gene Ontology annotation, biological process: positive regulation of protein catabolic process; protein ubiquitination. NCBI's taxonomy places the organism in Eukaryota, Metazoa, Chordata, Actinopteri, Cypriniformes, Catostomidae.
CUAGAGAUGAAUGUAGUUUGGUGUGAAAAGUGCAAAUCAAUCCCAGAACAACAGCAAAGGACCUUGUGAAGAUGCUGGAGGAAACAGGAAGACAAGUAUCUAUAUCCACAGUAAAAUGAGUCCUAUAUCAACAUAACCUGAAAGGCUGCUCAGCAAGGAAGAAGCCACUGCUCCAAAACCACCAUAAAAAAGCCAGACUACAGUUUGCAAGUAGGGGACAAAGAUCUUACUUUUUGGAGAAAUGUCCUCUGGUCUGAUGAAGCAAAAAGUGAACUGUUUGGCCAUAAUGACCAUCGUUAUGUCUGAUGGAAAAAGGGUGAGGCUUGCAAGCCGAAGAACACCAUCCCAACUGUUAAGCAUGGUGGUGGCAGCAUCAUGUUGUGGGGGUGCUUUUCUGCAGGACGGACUGGUGCACUUCACAAAAUAGAUGGCAUCAUGAGGAAGGAAAAUUAUGUGGAUAUAUUGAAGGACAACAAAGUCAAGGUACUGGAGUGGCCAUCACAAAGCCCUGACCUCAAUCCGAUAGAAAAUUUGUGGCCAGAACUGAAAAAGCGUGUGCGAGCAAGGAGGCCUACAAACCUGACUCAGUUACACCAGUUCUGUCUGGAGGAAUGGGUCAAAAUUCAAGCAACUUAUUGUGAGAAGCUUAUGGAAGCCUACCCGAAACAUUUGACCCAAGUUAAAUAAUUUAAAGGCAAUGCUACCAAAUACUAACAAAGUGUAUGUAAACAUCUGACCCACUGGGAAUAUGAUGAAAGAAAUAAAAGCUGAAAUAAAUCAUUCUCUCUACUAUUAUUCUGUAGUGAUCCUAACUGAUCUAAGACAGGGAAUGUUUUCCAUGAUUAAAUGUCAGGAAUUGUGAGGGGGCCUGGGUAGCUCAACAAGUAAAGACACUGACUACCACAACUGGAGUCGCAAGUUCAAAUCCACGGGUGCUAAGUGACUCCAGUCAGGCUUCCUAAGGAACCAACUGGCCCGGUUGCUAGGGUGGGUAGAGUCACGUUUGGUUAACCACCUCAUGGUCGCUACAGUGGGUUGCAUGGUGAGUUGUGCCUGGAUGCCACGGAGAAUAGCGUGAAGCCUCCACACGCGCUAGGUCUCAGUGGUAACCCGCUCAACAAGCUACGUGAUAAGAUGUGCGGAUUGUUGGUCUCAGACGUGGAGGCAACUGAGAUUUGUCCUCCGCCACCUGGAUUGAUGCAAGUCAUUAGCCACCACAAGGAUUUAGAGCACAUUGGGAAUUGGGCAAACCAAAAAGGGGAGGAAAAAAAAAACAAAAUAUAUAUAUAUAUAUAUAUAUAUAUAUAUAUAUAUAUAUUAGUCAGGAAUUGUGAAAAACUGAGUUUAAAUGUAUUUGGCUAAGGUUUAUGUAAACUUCUGACAUCAACUGUAUAUAUUCCCAGAUUUUCAACAGGGACUCAGACUUUUGGAUCCCAUUUAUAAUUGGAAGUUUUGUUGGUACAUCUGGUAGAAAUCAGUCAAGGCACUGGACUUGAGUUUAUAUUAUUUUGAAGGCAUUUUGGCUUCAAUAUCACUAAUGAAGUCACUUGAAGCAUUGUGGAAGUGCAGUGGUCUUGCCUGACUACUUCCAGGCAUUCAGUGAAUAUAUUCCAUAUUUUCAUACUGAUUUCUUUGAAAUGACUGAAUAACCUUCAUUUAAUGCUUUCUUUUGAUGUUGUUGUGAAUGGUACUACAUGUUGAGAAGUCUGUAAUGUUGAUUAGGCUAAUAAUAUGUAUGCGCAUUUGCUAAUAUGCUAAUAUGCAUCGUUGCUUUGCAUACGACAUAAACCAGUCUGUGACGUAAAAUAAGCCACUGACUUUGUUUAUUCGUUGUAAAGCUCUUGCUAGUUCCUCCUUAAGUCCGGAACGUGGCGCGCAUUGACAGUGAAGUGAAAGAAGUUAAAACCAGAAGAUAAAAUAUUAAAAAAUAUAUAUAUUAUAAGCGACAGAAUGGCAAUUAACAAGAAUGCAAGGUUUCAAAUGGGGCGGGACUAAGUGGCCACCGUCUUGAUGUGCGCGUGUAGACGAUAUGAUCUCGUGGUACAUGUAACUUUUCUCAGCGCUGAUAGGACAGACCAAUCACUGUUGAUUGUGACGAUUAGGAUAGGGAUUUUUCUUCAAUUAUUUUAUAGAGAUUGUUGGGGUAUAUUUACUCUUAAAUGCCAAAUAUCAAUCAUUAGAAUUAAAAAAUGUAAAUGGUUACACUUUGUAAUGUACAAAUAUUCUAAAAUUUGAAUGCGGCUCAAAGGGAGAUUUGGCUUUUUGAGCCACAAAGCGCCCCCUGGAGUAAAACCAGUGCACGAGCAACAUGAAAUCAGUUGAUAGCAUAUGACACCUGCCACCCAAAUAGAGAAAGAGGUUGAGUGUUUGUAAACUAUGGCUAAUGACUGAAUCAUGCCUCUUCCAUAUGUGACUUAUAUCACCUUUAUUCUCCUGUAAAUAGGAAGAAAUAAUGGAAUUUGAAAUAACGCGCACAAGGCCAUCGCUGUUUGGAGAUAUUGCACAUGGUUUGGGCUUCUGGACUGAUCGUUCUGCAGUGCAUGAAGCUGCAGCUCAAGGCAGAGCUGUGCAGCUUCAAAAGCUGAUCGAGAAAGGGGCAUCUGUCAACAUUGUGGCCGUGGACUCCAUUACACCUCUCCAUGAGGCCUGUAUACAGGGCCAAACACAGUGUGUCAAAAUACUCCUUGACGCUGGAGCUCAUGUUGAUGCUCGUAACAUUGAUGGCAGCACUCCGUUAUGUGACGCCUGUGCUGCUGGUAGUCUGGAGUGUGUUAAGUUGCUGUUAGAACAUGGAGCCAUGGUUAACCCUCCCCUUUUCACCUUCUCACCCCUGCAUGAAGCCUGCAUGGGUGGUAACUCUAAAUGCGUACAGCUCAUGAUCGAUGAAGGUGCAUUUAUGGAAGCCCAUGACUGCCACUUUGGCACUCCUUUACAUGUGGCAUGUGCAAGGCAGCAUCUAGACUGUGCAAAAGUUCUGCUAAAUGCAGGUGCAAAUGUAAAUGCUGCCAAGCUUCAUGAGACUGCACUGCAUCAUGCUGCCAAAGUGAAAAAUCUGGAACUGAUUGAGCUUCUAGUAGAUUUUGGGGGAAACGUUUUUGCCAAAGACAACCUUGGCAAAAAGCCCAUUCAGUACACCAGAGCUGGUUCACCAUCUUCCCUAUGCCUAGAGUUUUAUGAAUCCACACCCCUGAGUCUUCAGCAGUUGAGCAGAAUUGCUCUAAGAAAUGCACUUGGGAAAAGAUCACAUGGGGUGUUCACUCAACUGGGCCUCCCAAAUCGAAUCAUCUGUUUCCUGUCUUAUUCACCAGCCCCUCCCCUAGACCUCUUCCACUCUUGACAAUCUGCUGCUCUGUUUCUGUCCAAGUCAUCAAUAAUGGAUGCAAAACUUACUGUGUUUAAGAAUAAGGGGCUUAGAUAAUGGGUUUCCAGGAGGAAUGAGAUUUCUCUUUGUGAAGCACAGUUACUGUAACAGCUGCACUCAGUAUUUGUCACAUAUUUGUCUAUAUUUUUUCCCACCCUGCUGCAGCAGGCAACCAGUAGAAGACGUGCUCACUUGGUAUGGAUGCAGUUUACUGCCGGAAUAUCUAGAAUAAUUUGAUUGUUUGACUUGGAAAGAAGCACCUUUCACGAGAACUAGCAUAUGCAUUGGCACCUUUUUGCUGCCAACACAUCUUGCACACCUUAAGACAAAGAGCAACUUGUUUUCUGAUGGUAGACCAAAAUCAGUUCCAUAGUUUGUAUUGUAUGUUUUAAUUUACAUUCAGAUUUGUAAAUGCACUGAACAGUAUAAAAAGUCUUAUUGUAAAUCAGGUUUUAUAUGAGGUAUGUAAAUUGUUUAUUUUACUUAGUUCUCAUUUAAAUGUGUUUACACAUUAAUACGCUGUGCAUAUUUUUUUUUCUUCUGUUGUACAUGGUUUAAUGUUUUAGAGCUAUUAGUAUUAUUAUUGUUUAUAAAAUAAAUGGGAAUA